AUGACUAACAAUGAACAAACAUUUUGGGUGGUGUAUGAGAAAUUUAAGCCUCACCUUUUUAUGGUUCUUGUUCAGGUGGCUCUUGUGCUUCAAUAUUUCCUAGUAGAGGCUUCAUUUAAUAAUGGAAUGGACCCUCAUGUCUUUGUUACUUAUCGUCAUGCUAUUGGGGGCAUAGUAGUGCUUCCUUUUGCUUAUUUUCUUGAAAGGCUAGAGGCUAUUGAUGUUAAGAGCCCUCGCGGGCUGGCGAAAAUCGUUGGAACUGUAUUAUCUUUGACUGGUGCUUUGAUAAUGAUUUUGUAUAAAGGACAUACAAUACAAAGCUUAAAGGGUGCCCCAUUCCAUCUUGGAGGCAAAAUGGCUCAUAAUAACUGGAUUAAAGGAACAAUUUUGACUGUUGUGAGCUGCAUAUCAUGGUCAUUAUGGUACAUACUGCAGGCAAUCAUUGUGAAGAAAUAUCCUGCAAAACUGUCGCUAACAGCAUGGAUAAAUUGCAUUGGUGCAGCACAAUCGGCUGUCUUUACAGUACUCGUGCAACGCAAACCUAGAGCAUGGUUCUUAACAUCAAGUGUUGAACUCUGCUGCAUUUUAUACGCGGGAGUUAUAUGUGGUGGUUUGCUUAUCUACAUUCAAAUCUGGACCAUGGCACAAAAAGGGCCAGUAUUUGUGAGUAUGUUUAAUCCCCUUGGAACAAUUUUGGUGUCUAUGCUAGCAUAUUUUGUUUUGGGAGAACAACUUCACAUUGGCAGUAUACUGGGAGUGCUGAUUGUUAUCAUGGGUCUUUACCUGCUAGUGUGGGGAAAAGAAGCGGAUAGAGAUUACAAGUCACAAGAGUCCUUUCCAGCACAUGUUGAGGAGAAAGAUUGCAAGACACAGAUACAGACUUCAGUAACAGAGGAAGCAUAA
This is a messenger RNA of Medicago truncatula (barrel medic), 903 nucleotides long. Its product is annotated as WAT1-related protein At1g21890. The coding region runs from base 1 to 903 and encodes 300 amino acids. The record is from RefSeq and is a predicted model, not a curated record. Gene Ontology annotation, molecular function: transmembrane transporter activity. Lineage: Eukaryota; Viridiplantae; Streptophyta; Magnoliopsida; Fabales; Fabaceae. Gene Ontology annotation, cellular component: membrane. The transcript has 5 exons.